AUGGGGAAGAAGAAGAAGAGAGUCGCUUCGAAAGUAUGGUGUUAUUACUGCGAUCGUGAAUUCGAUGACGAGAAGAUCUUGGUUCAGCAUCAGAAAGCUAAGCACUUUAAGUGUCAUGUUUGUCAUAAGAAGCUUUCUACUGCCGGUGGUAUGUCCAUUCAUGUUCUUCAGGUUCACAAGGAAAACGUCACCAAGGUGCCAAAUGCAAAACCUGGUAGAGAGAGUACAGAUAUUGAAAUAUAUGGAAUGCAAGGGAUUCCACCAGAUGUAUUGGCUUCUCAUUAUGGAGAUGAAGAUGAUGAUGUUCCAUCAAAGACAGCCAAGGUGGAUAUCCCAUCAACUCCGUUUUUAGGUGGAAUGGCGCCACCUCCUAUGGGUGCCGGAUAUCCUCCACGAACGAUGUUGGGAACAAUUCGACCAAUGUAUAAUCCUGCUCUACCAAUGCCUCCUAAUGCUUGGGGAGUGGCUCCACCUCGACCUCAGCCAUGGUUUGCUCAGCCUCCAGCUGCUUCAAUUCCCCCUCCUGUUCCAUACGCACAUCAACCAUUAUUUCCCGUGCAGAAUAUGAGGCCUCCAAUGCCAUCAACUAAUUCACCCGCAUUACAAGCUCAGAUUACUCCUCCUGGAUUGCCAACAUCUACACCUUCUGUCCCAGUUUCACAGCCUUUAUUUCCUGUUGUUGGAAAUAAUCACACAACGGCUCAAAGUUCUCCAUUUUCCGCUGCACCUCUGUCAUCAACUGUUCCAUCAGGAAAUCCUGUAUUUUCUUCAAAUGUCCCUAUGGAUGCACAUUUGGGCAUUAACUCUUCUGUGACAAGUAGUUAUCAAGCAAUAGGGCUUCAAGGUGGGACAGCAAGUAACUCCCAUUCUUACGCGUCUGGCCCAAAUACUGGUGGUCCUUCAAUUGGACCUCCCCCAGUAAUCUCAAACAAAGCUCCUGCUACUCAGCCCGCCACUAACGAAGUCUACUUAGUAUGGGAUGACGAGGCAAUGUCCAUGGAGGAAAGAAGAAUGUCUUUAACAAAAUAUCAGGUGCAUGAUGAAAGUAGCCAGAUGAGCUCCAUUGAUGCAGCCAUAGAUAAGAGGAUACUUGAAAGCAGACUGGCUGGACGUAUGGCAUUUUAG
Vicia faba (fava bean) is the source of this 1125-nucleotide messenger RNA. The record is from the annotation of a GenBank genome assembly. NCBI's taxonomy places the organism in Eukaryota, Viridiplantae, Streptophyta, Magnoliopsida, Fabales, Fabaceae.